Messenger RNA from Octodon degus (degu), 312 nucleotides. Its product is annotated as coiled-coil domain-containing protein 58-like. The record is from RefSeq and is a predicted model, not a curated record. Lineage: Eukaryota; Metazoa; Chordata; Mammalia; Rodentia; Octodontidae. Gene Ontology annotation, cellular component: mitochondrion; mitochondrial intermembrane space. The coding region runs from base 1 to 312 and encodes 103 amino acids. The transcript has 2 exons.
AUGGCGGCGCUCAGUGGCAGUGUGAACUGUGAGGAGUUGGCUGAGUUCCAGGAGUUAUCCAAGGGUCGUGCCAGUAGGGACAGAGUCAGAAAAAAUUGUAGAGCCCAGACUUCAGCAGUAGUAAAAAUCCUCCGGGAAGAAAGAGGGAAGAAUUUGGAUGAUUUAAGGUUAUUAAAGCAGCUUAGUAAAGGGCAGAUGAAAUUGAAAUGGAUACAGCUAGAACUGAAUGUUGAAGAAGUGGUAAAUGACAGGAGCUGGGAGGUAUUUAAUGAACGCUGCCAAAUUUACUUUAAGCCUCCAAAGACCGAGUAA